This is a messenger RNA of Colletotrichum acutatum, 953 nucleotides long. RefSeq names its product riboflavin kinase. Gene Ontology annotation, cellular component: mitochondrion. The record is from RefSeq and is a predicted model, not a curated record. NCBI's taxonomy places the organism in Eukaryota, Fungi, Ascomycota, Sordariomycetes, Glomerellales, Glomerellaceae. The coding region runs from base 105 to 725 and encodes 206 amino acids. The transcript has 2 exons. Gene Ontology annotation, biological process: FMN biosynthetic process; riboflavin biosynthetic process. Gene Ontology annotation, molecular function: riboflavin kinase activity.
CAGCAUCGCGACAACCACAUAUCUAAAUCACCUCUCAACUCAGAGGGCAGUGUGUACAAAAAGGGAGUCAAGAGACAAGCUAGAAGAAACCAAAAACAGCAAAGAUGGUGGCAACAGAGACAACUCGUCCCCUCAUCGUCGGUCCGGAGUCGGGCCCAGAGGCUCCGUACCCGUACAAGAUGGAAGGCAAGGUCAUCUCUGGCUUCGGCCGGGGGUCCAAGGAGCUCGGCAUCCCAACUGCAAACCUCCCCGUAGACGCCUCCCUCACCCCCUGGAUCGACACCAUAAAAUCAGGCGUCUACUUCGGCUGGGCCUCCCUCUCCCUCCCGCCCUCGCACCCAGACCGCGUCGCCGCCCCAGCCGGCACCGCCUCAGGCCCCGCCCAACCGCACAUUGACUUCCAGCUCUACCCCAUGGUCAUGUCCAUCGGCUACAACCCCUUUUACAAGAACACGGUCCGCUCCGCCGAGGUCCACGUCCUGCACAAGUUCAGCGCCGACUUCUACGACGCACACAUGCGCCUGCUGAUCCUGGGCUUCGUCCGCGACGAGCUCGAUUACAAGAGCCUCGAGGCGCUGAUUGCGGACAUCAACACCGAUUGCGAGGUGGCCAAGAACUCGCUCGCCAGGGACGCGUGGCACCCGCCCAAGGCGCUGCGGCCCAAGGGCACGGUGGACGGGACGCUUGAUGCGAAGUGGUUGGUUGAGGAGCUGCCCAAGGCUUGAUUCUGACAAGGAGAAACUAGUCCCUCUUAUAAUCACUCCGUCCUUAUCUCAUUCAACUCUUACGAUCACGAACGUCACGUUUCAAAAAGUAACACAAACACAAAACAAACGAAGCGUUAGAAAUAUAGAAGAAUGCGUUCAUUCAAAAAAAAAAAAAGGGUUCUGUCUGUCCAAAACAUAUAGGGUCCUUGGGUAUUUCCCCUCUCUCCCCGAGGGGUUAUUGGCUGA